CCUUACCCGCGCCGCCGGUGCCUCUCCCUUGCCCGCGCCGCCGGUGCCUCUCCCUCGCCCGUGUUGCCGGCGCCUCUCCAUUGGCUCCGUCGUCGGUGCCAAGAUCUCAUUUUUAUUCUCCGAUGGCUGAUUUCGAGUGCGUCGGCUCGAUCUGCAAUGGCCUUCCUCCACUCCAACGCCGUGCGGAUGAUGCCAUGGAAGGGCCACCAUGGCAAGGAGCAGGAUGACGCCUUGGAAGGUUCACCGACAGGAGCAACUACGUACGGUCUGGUCUUCUCCACUGACAUGGAUAUCGACAUGGAGGUCCGCCAUGGAAGGCCUGGAGCUCGUCAUGGAGGGUCCCUCCUCUCUCUUCCCCUCCCUCUACUCUGUUGGUUGGUUGGACGGAAGACCAUCGCUCGUCCAGCUCUGCUUCUUCCACCGCUGCUCCCGUCCCACCAUAGUGCCACAGACGCUAUGCCAAGCACGGAAGGGGUGGAUGCCAAUACUCUUAGAAUGGUCAUUGGAGCAAUAUACACAAUAGUGAUGUUUGUCGGCAUCAACAACUGUGCAACCGUUCAACCAAUUGUUUUAAUCGAGAGAACAGUUUGUACAGAGAGAGGGCUGCUCCAUUGCUUAGCUACUUAUGCAGCGAGGGUACAUGUUGUUCUAGAUGGCUCUGUAGACAGUGAGAAUGAGGAGACUCAAACUCAUGAAGAUUCUAAUGAGGAAAUCGAUUAUGAUAAAUAACAACACAGGUAAUCUUUCAGACAGACACACCAAAAAAAUAGUUCGGUCCUUAAUUCAUUACUUCCAAAAUGUAAAGUAAAUUCCAGAGACACAUAACACAGAGUCUUUUGUGCUAAACUUUCUAAUUAACCGCUCCAAAAUAUGUACUCGCCACAAACAAACUUUCUAAUUCGCCAGUCUUCAUCUUUGACUCACUACAAAUAAACCUAUGAAAAUAGAUGUCUGCUAAAAAUCCUGCAAAAAUUCCCAUAAAAUAUUUCAAUAAAAUCUAAGAAGUCUUCAUCUUUGAAAAUCUACCACGGUGUCAUAGGUUAAAAUCCAAUCACUUCAUCAUUGGUCCAAUUAAUUUUUUAUAACAAAAGUUGUUCAAUUUGUGACUAAAAAAGUGGCUGAAUUUUAGAGUGGUAAUAUGGUAUACCUCGGAUAGGUUGGUCUAUGAUAACCGGAGGUGGAGUGGACCAGCAUCUAAUGUGAGGCAAUCACUGGCGGUCUGGUCGUGGUUGUGGGUAUGCGUUCGGUGCCUAGGGAUCAGAGUCCGAAUAGCAAAGUUCAUCGAUAUUGUAGUUAUUGUGGCCCUGGCUGUCAGAGCUGAACUAUCGCUUGUUAUCCCUACAGAUGUUCGUGCUAACUGAAUAUGCUAAUUUGCAUUGCUUUUGUUGCAUAACCAUGUUUUUUUUCUGAAGCUACUUAUGCAGCGAGGGUACAGGUUGUUCUAGAUGGCUCUGUAGAUAGUGAGAAUGAGGAGACUCAAACUCAUGAAGAUUCUAAUGAGGAAAUCGAUUAUGAUAAAUAACAACACAAGUAAUCUUUCAGACAGACACACCAAAAAAAAAUAGUUCGGUCCUUAAUUCAUUACUUCCAGAAUGUAAAGUAAAUUCCAGAGACACAUAACACAGAGUCUUUUGUGCUAAACUUUCUAAUUAACCGCUCCAAAAUAUGUACUCGCCACAAAUAAACUUUCUAAUUCGCUAGUCUUCAUCUUUGACUCACUACAAAUAAACCUAUGAAAAUAGAUGUCUGCUAAAAAUCCUGCAAAAUAUUCCCAUAAAAUAUUUCAAUAAAAUCUAAGAAGUCUUCAUCUUUGAAAAUCUACCACAAUGUCAUAGGUUAAAAUCCAAUCACUUCAUCAUUGGUCCAAUUAAUUUUUUAUAACAAAAGUUGUUCAAUUUGUGACUAAAAAAGUGGUUGAAUUUUAGAGUGGUAAUAUGGUAUACCUCGGAUAGGUUGGUCUAUGAUAACCGGAGGUGGAGUGGAUCAACAUCUAAUGUGAGGCACUCACUGACGGUCUGGCCGUGGUUGUGGGUAUGCGUCCGGCGCCUAGGGAUCAGAGUCCGAAUAACAGAGUUCGUCGGUGUGGGCUAGCAAUGUUAAGACUUUAAAAAGAUUAUCAUCAAUUGUGCACUACAUAUCUGAUCUUGACAGUGCAAUAUGAACAUGACUGAUGUUUAAUAUAGCGAACAGAAUAUCAAAUUAGAAAUUGUGGUGUUGUUUGGCUGGAGGGGAC
This is a messenger RNA of Triticum aestivum (bread wheat), 2233 nucleotides long. RefSeq lists its product as uncharacterized. The transcript has 4 exons. The record is from RefSeq and is a predicted model, not a curated record. The coding region runs from base 157 to 729 and encodes 190 amino acids. Lineage: Eukaryota; Viridiplantae; Streptophyta; Magnoliopsida; Poales; Poaceae.